GCCACGGCCGAGAGUAAAACCGAUGUCGGUCAGUCAUUCGUCGUCCACCCGCUAAGUAACAUUUAAUUUUAAUUUUUAGCUCUAUCAUACGGAAUUGUGCGAAUAGUCGCCACUACUACUACUACUACUACGAAGUUAAGUCAUACUUAUUUUUAAUUAAAUCCAUGAAACCGCGAACGCGCAGCAUCAUAAUCGAACGUCAAAAUAAUCGGUGAAUAACCACUACGAACAUUGAAAACAUAGGAUUUAAUAACAGGAUACGAGGAAUCCGCUGUGAGCUGUGAAAAAUAAAAUAAAUCACAAUUUUUGUUCAUAACCAUCCAACGAAAUACAUGUUAAGUUUUAUGUCGAAAUUAAACGAAUUAUUUUUUGUUAUUCGAUCUGAGUUACAUGCUUAACUAAGCGAGUUUUAAUAGAAGUGCGAACAGAAAGUGACUUUAGCCAUACACGUGAAUACAUACAGUACGAAAAACAAGGAAUCGUUCCGAAAAGAGUGCUAGGAAAUCACGAAAAAGUUCUAAGCCGCUAGUGAUAAAAGAGUGCCAGUGUCUGACUGAUCCAUCAACCAACAUAUCAACAGUUGUGUGUGAGGGUAGGACAAAAAUAGAGUGCGAAAGUGGCAAAGUGUGAAUCGCUAACCACCGCCCGCCCACCGCAAGUUUUGGUUGAUAGGCAGCACUAAUCAUCGGGUGUUCCGCCCGCUCAGUAUGUCAUCUUAGUAGCGGCAAUUCUACAUCAGAUCAGAUCGGUACACCCCUCGUUAGGAAGUGUGUGCUCAAUUUACGGCACUGAUAUAGUCCGAUCAGACGAUUUUCGCCCAGUUGGUUGGGAUAAAAGUUGGUUGCAUCCCUGGCCGAGUUCAAAAUCGACAGUACCGAUUCAUUGACAUUGCAUUUCAACAGUUGUUAAGUGGGAUUACAAUCUAACCAAACUCACGUGGUAAUAGGACAGUGAUACAGGACGAAGUGAAAAAAAAACACGAGAAAAAAAGAAAACCUUCACCUGAAAGAAGAGAAAGCACUGGAUAAAAAACAGGGUGCUCAUUAACUGUUUCAUAAAUUAAAAUUAAAUGUUCAAAACCGAAAAUCCCAAUGCAGUCGGCAACGUUGGCAGACAUGAGCAGUAAACAGCGUCAGCAGCAGCAGCAGCAGUACCAGCGGGCAAACACAGGAAUCUCCUGUGGCGCGUCUGGUUUACCACAACGAGAAGUAGAACGUAAAAUCCAAACCGCCAAUCAGAGCGAUUGUGACAGUGAAAAGGUGACUUUGUAUUUAAGUGCCCGGAAAGCCAGCGAAUAUCAUAGUAAAAUGGCCAGCAUAACACAGAUGGAACCAGCUCAGAUGGCUGUUCCGAUUCGAAAAAGUUCCAAUGUGAUCAAGUGUGAUAGUGAUAAGGAGGUGAAUUCGCUCAAAAGAAAGAAAAUGCCUUUGCUGGGCAAUGAUUCUGACCAUCAAUCGCGAGUGCUGAAACAAUCGGAUGCGGAAAAUAUCCCACCGCCUGCAUCGACGGUCAUCAGUGCUGCCGGAUUUUCCAGUAGUAAAAGGAUUAAGAUUGAUCCGCAGGUUGAUGGCAAAAUUGUCGCCAGUAAGCCACCGAUUCCACCAAAACCGGAAACUGGCACGCGAUCAGCGCAGCAACAGUUAGGUACAGGAAAGUCAAAGAAACAUGCGGUUUGUGAAACGCAAAAUGCGUUGACCGUUCAAAAACUGCUCGCUCAGAACGAACAGAUGCGGCUGGAAAUCAAUGAACUACGCGCCAGUUUGGCCACCGAACGAGGUGCCGUCAGAGUGUUGAGAGCACAAAACGAAACAGACUUGCGGCGUUCCAAAAACGAAUGCAAAAAGCUGCAAGAAGCUUUAACACAUCAGAAGCGCAGCUCAACCGCAAAUACACUGGCGCACAAACGUUCGAAUCGAUCGGCCAGUAGCAGCGCAGAAGAUCGGCACAGUGUCCAAAGUGGCCACACUGCAUCGUAUGUUCACCAGCUGAAUCUGGACAUUCUCAAACUCAAUCAGGAGCUUUCCGCCAUGCGAGAGUCGAAUAAGUUCUUAGAGGAUAAAAUUCAGAUUUCCUCGGAGGCUGAAAGGCGGAAAGCGUCGGACAUGCGAGUGCAAAGGGACCUGUAUGAACUACGGCUGACUCAACUGACCAAAUCUGCCAAAAGCGAGAUCCAAAGACUGCUGGAGGAGCUGAAAUCCAAAGACCGAAACACUGCCCUUCUGCGGAAGGAGCUUUCGGCGCUGCAGAAGGCAGGUGGAACCAAGAAGAAGGAGAGAAAGGCUGCUAAAAAUUCCGCUCAGCAAUCGCAAGAGAUGCGACAACUGCAUGAGUCCGAACCAUGUAGCGGAAACGUCAGCAAGAGCUCAAGCCAUAACAGCAUCCAGUCCGUCUGCGAAGAGCUGGAACGAAAAAACGAUGCUGAAGCUGAUCCGGUAGCACCGUCACAUCAGUCCCGAUGUUCUCCUUCUUCGGAAUCGAAACCCGCCGCUGGCGCUGACUGCGGCAGCGGCCAUGGCAGUGGUGGACUACAACAAGCAACGAAUGAUCACUAUCGAAGUGAAAAUAAUUGUAGCAGUUUAAGGUUAGAAUUAGGAACUACGACGUGUGGCGAUGACCGGAAUAGGUCUAUGCCACACGAAUCACGAACCAUGGAAGCUCACAACGAUUUGCAUGCUUCUACUAGACUAAACUCCCACAAGGAGGAACUCUUUUACAUUAAAACCGACCCAACAUUUAACAGUGAGCCGAAUUUAUUCGAAAGAACGACAAUAUCCACCACCAGUAGGCAGCUGUCUACGGUAUCAGAUGCCGACUCGGCCAUAUCAUCGGCACCGCCAUCGCUAAGUCCACAAGCCACCGGUUGUCCCAAUUCGCCGGAAGUGUGGCGUGCCCAUUCUCAACAACAUCCGCAGCAAGCAGCACACCUUCAAUCGCUGCUGGACCAGAGUCAACUGGUGGAAAUCAAGAUGGAACUGGACCGGAUGCAAGCUAAGUACGACCUGCUCAGCGCAGACUACGGUCGCGCCAAAGAACAGAUUGACGAACUCGAACGAGAGUUGAUGGAGACGACGCAGGCAUCGCGGGAGCGAGCGAAAUUUGCUGAACGCGUUGAGUAUUUGGAACAGCGCGAAGAGAGCUUGCUGCGCGAGAGCCAUGAACUGCGCGAACAGAACGAACUGCUCGAGUUUCGAAUUAUUGAGCUGGAGGAGAGUCACGAUAAGUGGUCGCUCCGCAGCAACUCCAGUCCAACGACGGUCGGCAGCAGCACCGGCAGCACCAACGUAGGCACCGGCCACCCUGGCAAGGAUCACGUAUGGACCGAUACGGACAAGGAGCAGGACGAUCUUAUCAUGCACUCGGAACGGUCCGAUUCGGGAGUAACAUCGCCGAACAGCCAUCACCAUCUGGACGAUCAUCGUACGAGCGGGGUUCCGUCGCCCUGCUGUGACCUCUCGCUGCUGGAUCAAAUACCGACGGACGAUGUCCGCAAGCGGAUAAUCACCAUGUCGAAGCGGGCCUGCUAUGACGAAGAAGAUAAGACUUGUUUGCUGCAGAUACUAUCGCUGCUGAACAAUCUAGAGGCGCUCAGUCAGGAUCAUGAAAUUGCCAAUGAGGAGAUGAGUCUGGAGGUUCCUGUGAAGUACAACUAUCCCUUUGCGGAGAGUCAACCUCCAAAGUCGCUAGCGAUGAGUUCAACACCGUUUAAAAGCCAGCAGGGAAGGAUCGUAGCUACGGUUCAGCCGUUUAAUAACACCAUGAGUAGCAGCUGCGGUAGCAAUGAACCAAAGAGUCUGUCUAUCGCAUCGAUUGCGGAAACUUUCGGUGGAAUGAAAAAGUCUGGAAGGUGGGGAUCGACCAGCCUACAGGAGAGUGGUGUGUUCGUUGACGAGAUGAUGGUGAGCAACGUCAGUACGCAGACCGUUCUGGAGGAUUUUCCGUGUCUGGAAAGAACAAAUGCCGAGCUGUGCGCGGAAAUUGAAAAGUUGAACAUGUUCCGGAAAAAGAUUGAGGAAUGUUCGAUUAAACGGCGCGGUAAGAAUCCAGUGGGUGUGAGUCUCUCAUUACCGGCAGAAUCAUGCGAAAAACGAAGACUGCAGUACUACGUAGAACGUUUGGAGCAGUUGGAAAAUAAGAUCAAAGUUUACGAGAGCAGCGGUGACCAGCAGUUGCGGCAUCUUGCGGAGAGGCUCCAGCGAGAAAUUCAGCUGGAGAGUUGGGUUAAUUUGUUAAGUGAACAGGUUAAUAAGCUAGAAGAUGAUAACGAACGAUUGGAGGAGGAAAGAUGUGAACUGGAGGAGAUUGAAAACGAUACGAGACUUAAACUGCAACGUAUGGAGAUGGAUUAUGAGGUAAUGAGUCAAAGAAAUACGGAACUGGAGAUGUCCAAGAGUUCGUACCAAUCAAAGUAUCACGAUGCCAAGGAUAGUGUGGUGGGUUUGGAGGAACUGGUGCAUAAGUGCGAAGAGAGGAUUUUCGUUCUCGAGGAAACCGAAAACGAGCUGAAUGAUCGUAUCGAUCUGAUAUUAGCGUUUAUUCCGGUGCUGUUGAUGUACAACAGUUGGCAGUUGCAGGAAACGAUGGCUGCUACUCGCAAGCAGUUUGCUAUUAAUUAUAUACCGCCGGAACAUAUCGAAUACUACGAGUCGGCUAACGAUAAUCUACAGACGAGACUGAAUGAGUUGAUGACGCGCGAGAAAGAGCUCACGCAAAACAUAGCUGAACUGAAUAGAGCGUACAAUGAAACGCUAGAGAAUGCCGACAAUUUGUGGGCACAGAUGGAGAAAGAGUACAAAGAUAAAAUCGCCAAGUGCGAGACGGUUGAAGGGAACCUCAAAUCCAAAAUCGCCCAACUCGAAGAGCGCCUCAGCAAAGACAGCGAGUAUGCUCAUGAACGAAUAAUCCAUCUGGAGGAUGCGGAAAAUACACUCAAGAGUCGAGUCGCAAAAUUAAAUAAAGACAACAAGGAACUGAUUGCAAAGCAUGCCGCUCUGCUGGAAGAGUACUCCACCCUGAAAGAAGAAUACCGUAAGCUUCAGGAUUAUUUACGUGGUCCCGCCUUGGAGAACCUAGAAAGAGAAAAGCGUAAAAUCAUCGCUUUAGAGGAGGAACUCUCGCUGAACACCAGGCUACUGAAGGAAGUUGAAGAAUCUCACAAAUCUGAAGUUGGUCAAAUGCGGGGCAAAAUGAUGACUGCUGCAAAGGAGCUCACUCAUAUCGAAGUUACAAACAGUGAGCUACGAGAGGAGGUCGAAACGUUGGAAAAUCGUAUCCGCGAGUUGCUCACUCUGAGAAACGCUGAUGACGAGCGAAUCAAGCAUCUGACGGAGGAGUUACAAGCAAAACAGGCACAUAUCAGCCAAAUACAACAACAGCAGCAGCAGCAGCAAACAAUCAGCAGCACCAAAGCAGGCUACGCCCGCAGUCUGGCGCAAGAAUUAGAGCGUCCCGUCAAGGGUUUCUAUUCAAAGCUGGGCUACGAAAUUCAUCCUCUCACCAGGAGAUUUCCCGGCGAUAGCGAUAGCAGUGGAAGUGAAGACAAAAUAAAAUUCCCAGUUACCAGACACGUUGCAGAGCCCAAUGAGGUCAAAAGUCUGGCCGAAACCAUCAUACUGAAUGCCGAAAGUCGCGGUAUUCGAACGCCAAAGAAAUCCUUCGUUGAAGAGAUUAUCUAAAGUGCCUUUGAUCGAGUCGGUUUCAUUACCGCACGCCAAUAAAAUUUCGUUUACUAAUUUGAAAAGCGUUUGGAGGCAUAUCGGUGGAAGUAACUCCAUUAGAACCAGGACCGUCGGAGACUAUAGCAAUCCGGAGACGCUGUCUUUUAGGAAGUGGAAAGUGAAUCUAGUCGUUUUGAUUAAAUACUUUUGAAUUAUUUUGUUUUGCUCCAACAUCUAGUUUAAGUUUUGCAAUCUCAAUGUACAUCAAUUACUUAUUUAAAGCAGAAUCAUUUAUAACGCACAAACCAUGAAGCGAAACGGACUUUGGGUUACCGUUUCCUUUGCGUGGGAAUCGCCCAGUAGUCGUGAAAAAUUUAAUUUCUUUUUGGAAAUUGUUUAUUCAGUUCGGUUUACUGAGCAUUGAAGGCGUUUCGUUACGUUUUUUGUAGUAUAGAGUUUGCAUUGGGCUGCCAAAAUCUGUACAAUUAUUGGUUUUCAUUAUUAUUUCCGUUUAGCGAAUAAUUAUGUUAAGCUUGCACGAAUCCUUUUUGCGCACAUUUUUUGUAGGAAUCAUUAGAGGUAGAUUUUUUUCUUGGAAGUUGAGUUUAUUUUGUAGUACAAUUUACUUUAGCGUUCUUUUUUUACCGAUUCAUUUAUUAUAAUUAUUAUAAAAAUCAUUUGACGUAUUCAAACAACAGUUGUUUCCUUAUACACUUUUUCACUGUUUCAAAAACUUUCAAUUUCGAACGACAAGAGGUAAGCAUCAUAACGUUGCAUGAACCUUCGCAUGUUAACUAAACCAGUACGAUAUCAGCAUUGUGAAGCAGCAUGAGUGCUAACAAACAAAAAUGUGAGCUUCCACAUUUGCAUUAUACUGAAAUAAAAGAAGCAUUAUGAAAAAAAUAUUGGAAUUGUGACACAAAAAAUUCAUUGUAACGGAGGAAAAAGAAAUGUAUUAGAAAGUUAUUGGAAAUUCA
This is a messenger RNA of Wyeomyia smithii (pitcher-plant mosquito), 6631 nucleotides long. RefSeq names its product protein lava lamp (gene Pif1A). The record is from RefSeq and is a predicted model, not a curated record. The transcript has 12 exons. Bases 1092 to 5672 code for a protein of 1526 amino acids. NCBI's taxonomy places the organism in Eukaryota, Metazoa, Arthropoda, Insecta, Diptera, Culicidae. Gene Ontology annotation, cellular component: type III intermediate filament.